AUGGACAACAUCGUACCUGCCUCGUACAAGGCCUACGUCGAAAACUCGCUCAUCAAGUACCAGUGCGACGGCGUACUACCUCGAUGUGGAAAAUGCAAUGACGCUCAACAUGAUUGCGACAUUACAAGUCGCGUCUUCUAUUCCUACGAAGUGGUCAAAGACCUCAUUGAUAGAGUCCAAGACCUGGAAGCACGACUUGAAGCCUCGCAAUCGCGCUCUACUGGACCUACUCGUGUCGAGUUUGAUGACGCACACAGAUUUGAUGUCAACGUUCAACUGCAGCAGUCAGGUCUUGCUUGGGAGAACGACCAACGAAAUGCGCGUCCGAUAGAUCAGAUAUCUCAGGAGCUGGGUGCGUUGAGUCUCGGUCAUGCCGAUGUGAUGGCACAAUACUACGUGGGCAAUGCUGCAGGUGCAAGAUUCGCAAAGAUCUUUUUCAGCAGCUUGAAUUUGAAUCUCGCUCUUGCUAUCCCCACCUCUCAGGCAUCGCCUCAACAUCAUCUGCUCGAGCUCGGCCAGUCUUGUGCUUCGCUGCCACCCAAGCAUGUGGCGGACUUUGCCAUAUCCGUGUACAUGAAGCGAGUGCAUAUCUGGUGGCCAGUCGCGACAUACCCAGCACUGCGCUCGAUUUACAGUAGCGUUUAUGAGCAUGGAAGUACUUGCAGCCAAUUCCAGCGCUUUGUGGUAUUCAUCACUCUUGCAACUGGCACGAAAGAGGCUCAGAAUACUGGCUGUGGAGCAGAGCUGAAGUCAAUGUUUGCUCCUGAGGAGUACUACAGGACUGCGCUGCAAUUUUUUGAUUCUUUCUCUGGACUGGACAGAAUCACUGCAUUGAUACUGUUGAUUGUCUGGUCUAUGCGCAGUCCGCUUGCUUCCGAUCAUCUCAAUCUUUGGCAGCUGGUGCGCCAAGCGAUGAGUCUUGCAACAGAGAUGGGCCUUCAUCGCAAUGGACUGGCGUGGAAGUAUGCACCGUCUGAACUCGAAGCGAGAAAUCGUUGCUGGUGGUGCAUCUACGGUCUGGAAAGAAAGAUAGCCGUUGGCCUAGGAAGAACGCUGUCGAUUCGCAAUCAAGCCAUAGACGCCAUGUUUCCCAAACACACUGAAGAAGACGAUAGUUUACCGACAUCAGCUGUUUCAGACGCGCCCCUCAUGACCUUUGGUGUCGGUCCAGCCGUACAUCUCAUCAAGCUUUGGGCUAUAUCUGGAGACAUUCUCGAGUCUGUUUACAUUGCUCGACCAGCAACAUCGCUCAGCCCGGCGAUUCUACAGCGCCUUGUCAACAGUCUCCGACAGAGGUUGAGCCAAUGGAGAGGGUCACUUGAGGAAUAUCCUACGUCACAAAACUCCGUCUAUCUGCAGAUGAAGGUUCAAUACGCCAUUGUGGUCAUGAUGCUCAACCGGCCUUCACCAAGUUUCCCUGUUCCAGACCAAGAGAUGACGAGAUCUUGUCAUGAGGCCGCCAAAUCUGCGAUAGAAACUUGGAACCUGCUACGAGAGCGUAACGAGAUAUUGCUUGACUGGAAGACUUUGCACGAUGUUCUCAUGGCCGGACUUGCUUGGCUGUAUACAUGUUGGAGUCUACCAAGCAUUGACUUGCCCACUGUCUCCGCCAUAUCAUCCACCUACAGCUCUGUCCUGCAUUAUCUCGAGAUGGUCGAUCCGAAGAGGACUGCUUACUCGGAGUUCUUCGAGAGUCUUCUGGAGCAGGUUCUCGCAAGGAGAAACCAGGACAGGGCCCAAGAGACGACAUCACCAAACAAUCAUGACAUAUCGACGGACUGGAUGGAGGCCAACUUUGAGCAGGCAGUUCUUGACGCAAGUUGCUCUUUUGAUCUGGCAGAUCUUGACAAUUUCAUGCUUGACUACCCCUACCUGAUUGAUCAUGAUCAGAAUGUCGGGUGGUGA
Aureobasidium namibiae CBS 147.97 is the source of this 1905-nucleotide messenger RNA. RefSeq lists its product as uncharacterized. NCBI's taxonomy places the organism in Eukaryota, Fungi, Ascomycota, Dothideomycetes, Dothideales, Saccotheciaceae. The transcript is spliced from 5 exons. Gene Ontology annotation, molecular function: sequence-specific DNA binding; DNA-binding transcription factor activity, RNA polymerase II-specific; zinc ion binding. The coding region runs from base 1 to 1905 and encodes 634 amino acids. The record is from RefSeq and is a predicted model, not a curated record. Gene Ontology annotation, biological process: DNA-templated transcription; positive regulation of transcription by RNA polymerase II.